Ilex paraguariensis (yerba mate) is the source of this 504-nucleotide messenger RNA. The record is from the annotation of a GenBank genome assembly. NCBI's taxonomy places the organism in Eukaryota, Viridiplantae, Streptophyta, Magnoliopsida, Aquifoliales, Aquifoliaceae.
AUGGCCUCUCAAGACUACCAACAUUCCCACUGGUACUUCACUGAUCUCAGUCACAGCACCGAAUUCCAUGGCCAAGGCCUUCUCAUCAUAUUCGUCUUCUUCUUCUCCAUCAUUCUACUCAUCACCUACCUUCUCUUCACUUUCGGCUGUCGUUACCGUCAGUUUUCUUCUUCUAACUCGGCAAACCAGAGUUCUGCAUCGCAUCACGCCAUUGCAGUACCAGCUCCAUCAUCGCUAGGGCUCGACGCAUCUACCAUUCAAAGCUUUCCAAUGUUCUUGCACCGGAAAUCCUCCAGUUCUGAAGAUAACAGCAAUGUUUUCAGAGAGAACGAGUGCUCGAUAUGUCUGGGUUUGUUUCAAGAUGAUGAGAUGGUUAAGGUCUUGCCGGAAUGUCUCCAUGCGUAUCACUCGGAAUGUGUUGAUAAGUGGCUCAGUGCUCGGUCAAGUUGUCCUCUAUGUAGAUCAUCUCUAGACUCUAACUCUUCCACCGCGGCCCACCGCUAA